AUGGAACGUUAUGGAGUAUACUCCAUCUUCUUAACACUGCUUCUUCUGUCUGUUGUAUGUGCGGUAGACAAAACAAGAGAAGAUGGCGCUCGAGGAUCUGGUGUCGUGGAGGCGGUGGUUGAUUUACUUAGAGAGCGAUGUACCAUCUCCGAUGAUAAUUUCUACUUGAGAAGAAUGGCGUAUGCUGCCAGUAGAGACGGGGAGAAAAGCGACACCUAUCGGCAGGGAUUUCAUGGUGGUAUCUGGCAGAUCAAUCAACAGAAGUUUCGUCUUACCCAAACUACUUACUAUCUAAGAAAACAUCGUAUUGGAAUACAAGGGAACUUCAGCAUAAAUUGGUCCCGUGUCACAUGGUUCGACCUUCGGAAACCUUUGUACUCCGGCAUUGCAGCCGCACUGUACGUGCAGUAUGUUCAGGAAAGGUACCGAACUACCAUACCCUCAACCGUUAAUGCUCAAGCGCUCUUCUGGGCCAAACAAUUUGGUGGACAAAGGAAUGAUUUUCUUGCAGUAAAUAGCCUUCGUCAAGUAUCUUGUGACAUGAAGCCAGUAGAUCUCGUGUUUGUGGUAGAUGAAUCCGGAAGUAUCGGUAGCUCAAAUUUUAGAAAAAUGAAAAACUUUCUGGUCAACCUUGUGGACCAAGUAACCAUUUCGAACACUGCAUUUCGUGUGGGGCUCGUCAAGUUCCACAAGUCUGCAACUACAGUGUUUGAUCUAAACAGAUACAGUCAGAAAUCAUCUAUAAAGAGGGCGAUUCAGUAUAUGAGCUAUGCAAGAGGAAGUACGCGUAUCGGGAAAGGAAUAAACGGGGCUCGUUCUGUAUUCAACCGAUCAUCCAGGAAAGAUGCCACAAAAGUAAUGAUCCUUCUCACAGAUGGGAAAUCCUCAGAUAAAACUGUGACAGCCCAGGAAGCCAGCAGAGCAAAGUCUGAGGGCGUGUCUAUUUUUGUGAUCGGGAUUGGUAAUGUAGAUAGGGGAGAAAUAACUUCUGCAGCCUCGGAGCCGACAUGUGUUCACGUGUUUAUGCUGCAGGGGUUUUCUGGAAUUAACAAUAUUCUCUAUGAAGUCAGGAGACGAUCGUGUAAAGCACCAAAGAAAGUGGAAGUCAUUGGUAAGAAUGAAACAAAAGUGGAAGGAGGUCUUAAACCAGACCGAGUGGUGGAAGACACCGUGGAGAUCGACACGAAGGCUCAAGUCACAGGAAUUACCACGAAUGUGACCUGUGGAGAGGUCGAACUGUUUGCCUCAGCUCAAACAUCCACCCCAAACGAGGCUUUCUAUGACGUGAAAGGAUUAGCAAGAGACAACCAACCAUCUGCAUUUUCAAUUAAAAACCGUGGUCGAACUGUAUUUGUUCAUUACAAAGGAAAGGUCAUUACAACGAUGGAAUAUUGUAAAACAAUGAACAAGACGUUCAGUAUUACAUUCAACCAAGCAAUAGAUGAAUGUGAAAAUAAUCCAUGUAAAAAUGGUGCCACAUGUGUAGACCUUCCAAAUGGCUUUACUUGUCAAUGUGCUGCUGGCUACUCGGGGGAAACGUGUCGGCAGAACAUUGACGAAUGCGCAAAUAAUCCAUGUGUAAAUGGUGGACAAUGUAUAGAUAUUGUUAAUGGCUAUAAAUGCGCUUGCCUUGAUGGUUAUACCGGGACUUCAUGUGAAAAAGUAGUAAAUAAGUGCGAAAGCUCACCAUGUCUAAACGGGGGAACCUGUUCCAGGAAUGGUAGUGAUUUUCACUGUGUUUGUGCAUCUGGUUUCACUGGAAAGACUUGUAGUAUAGAUAUAAACGAAUGUCAGUCAUCACCAUGCAAAAAUGGUGGAGUCUGUACAAACCAAAGGAACGAUUACAGUUGUCAAUGCUCGUCUGGUUUUACGGGAAAGAAUUGUGACGUAAAUAUUGAUGAUUGCACACCAAAUCCAUGCAGUAAUGGUGGAUCAUGCUCGGAUCUUGUGAACGAUUUCCGUUGUUCGUGCUCGAAUGGUUAUACAGGAAAAGCAUGCGAUGUCGUAGUAAACCACUGUCAAUCUACAUCUUGUGAAAAUGGAGGUAGCUGCAUAAACUCUCCCAGUGGCUUUUCCUGCAAUUGUCAAACUGGAUACACUGGCUCGACCUGUGAGAAUGAAGCUGUUGUCGUUACUUGUCAGAUUGGAUCGAAAAUAAAGGAGUGUUCGAUAGAGGACUUGAAAAAGUCAAGCCUUGCUGACAAAAUCUGUACCGGUACAACUCAACAGAAUUCUGGCGAAGCACUCUUCUCAACUCCAACACCCCAGACACAGAGUAGCGAGUCGAACUCCACAUCCAAGUGUAUACCUAAGGGUUACAUUUAUCACAUACCAUAUCCAAAGGACAAGACAAAGUUCAUUCAAUGUGAUGCAUUUGGGGGAUCUACUGUUAUGCCUUGUGGUCCUGGAACUCAGUUCAACAAAGAUCAACAAAUAUGCACGGCCACAACCACCGUGGUUUGCCCGAGUACAGGAUUUGAUAAAUUAGCCGACCCAAAUGACCCUGGUAAAUAUUAUGACUGUGUUUAUGGUGUACCACAUCUAAGAUCAUGUCCUGCUGGCCUCGUUUUCAUCGAGAAUCAAAAGUUUUGUAGCUGGUCCACUAGCAGACGACAGCUAACAGAGGACGGCGACCUCACUGAUAGCGAUAACGAAGGAGAUGAUGUCGAAGACGACGAGGAUGAUAACGAUGAUGAUAAUGAUGACGUAAUGGAAUCUGAGCUCAAUGAAGUGGAAGAAAGAAAAAUAACCGACACUGAUGACAAGCAAAGUGGGGGCAAUCUAGAAAAAUUGAAAGAGGUUCUUAGAAACCUUCUUGAUGACAAAGAAUAAAUUCCUUUACGUUUUAGAGUGAGGUUUCGAAGAAAUGUAUCAGUUCUAAGAUUAAUCUUCUGGAUAAAUAUAUAUGUAUACAUGUGUACGUUUGAGUAUAAAUGGAAGACGGUGAAAGUGAAAAUAUACUAAUAAAGUUCUUUUUUUAAUUUUUCAUGCUUACCCAUAUGUGAAAACACGCAAUCCA
This is a messenger RNA of Saccostrea echinata, 3019 nucleotides long. RefSeq names its product matrilin-2-like. The transcript has 11 exons. The record is from RefSeq and is a predicted model, not a curated record. Gene Ontology annotation, cellular component: extracellular region. Bases 1 to 2832 code for a protein of 943 amino acids. Gene Ontology annotation, molecular function: calcium ion binding; chitin binding. NCBI's taxonomy places the organism in Eukaryota, Metazoa, Mollusca, Bivalvia, Ostreida, Ostreidae.